AUGCCACUUGUGAAUAACAAAGUGGGAGAUGAUUGCACAGUCAGCUCUGACAAGGCUUUGGCUGAUGGAGAGGCUCUGGUGGGGUCUUUAAUAAAGGUGGUGGCAUGUUACCGGCACUUGGCAUCAUGCGUCGGUGGAUGCACAGACAGCUUGCAGCUCAGGGACGAGCUGCGGCAAACCAGAGAAAAGGCCCAAAAGUUGUCCGUGUCCAUCUGCCGCCACCUGACCUCACACCUGCGGGACAGGAGCCUGCCUGAGGAGCAGCGCAAGGAGAUGGAGCUCCUCUGGGUGGGCUUCUCCUCCAGCCUGGAGCUCCUCCAUGUUGACAUGUGCAAAGUCUUCAGCAUGGGCCAUGUCUUCUGUCUGGCAAACACUGCUACACUGGUGCAAACUGGCCUUCAAGGAGGAGGCAGUGAGGUUGCAGCUCGGGCGCUCAGUCUGCCAGACCUGAACCAGGCCCAGACUGCAGCCCCAGAUGCCGGCCUGGAGAUCCAGGAGCGCGGCGCCAUGGAGCAGGAGAUCAGCCACAUCGACCACAUGAUCGACGACAUGGAGAUGAAGGUCAACGUGCUGCGCUGGAUGGUGGAGCCUCGAGGGCCGCAGUACGCAGACCCACUCAGCAGCAGCGACAGCGCCUCCCUGGCUCUGCUCUCUGUGGACGAGGAGCAGCCUGGACACCAGCCCCUCUGCCAGCGAAGCCUCAUCUUUGUGCUCUCACUGCUGAUGGCAGUUGUUCUGUUGGCAGCCACUUUAUCUGUCUGUGUUGUCUUCUUCUCAUGA
This is a messenger RNA of Limanda limanda (common dab), 780 nucleotides long. It is a transcript of the gene rgs9bp, whose product is annotated as regulator of G protein signaling 9 binding protein. Gene Ontology annotation, cellular component: neuron projection. The coding region runs from base 1 to 780 and encodes 259 amino acids. The transcript has 3 exons. Lineage: Eukaryota; Metazoa; Chordata; Actinopteri; Pleuronectiformes; Pleuronectidae. Gene Ontology annotation, biological process: G protein-coupled receptor signaling pathway. The record is from RefSeq and is a predicted model, not a curated record.